Molecule: messenger RNA, 2145 nt
Organism: Hyposmocoma kahamanoa
Lineage: Eukaryota; Metazoa; Arthropoda; Insecta; Lepidoptera; Cosmopterigidae
Gene: Spt-I
Product: serine palmitoyltransferase 1
Exons: 5
Coding region: 25-1257 (410 amino acids)
Biological process (GO): ceramide biosynthetic process; sphingosine biosynthetic process
Cellular component (GO): endoplasmic reticulum
Molecular function (GO): serine C-palmitoyltransferase activity; pyridoxal phosphate binding
Source: RefSeq, a predicted model, not a curated record
CGCGCUGUCGCCCACCAUCCCACCAUGAUUUUUGUCGACAUUUACGACAUGGCCGGCUGGUGGACGUUCGUAAUUGGCCUUCAAGUCAUUUUCAUAUCGGCUUACUAUAUAUGGACGAAGAAUAAAUCGCGGAGACGUGAGGAACCGCAAUGCAACAAGAAUAAUAUUGUAUGGAAGCCGAAACCUUUAAUUGAACACGAUGUAGUUGUCGAGGAGCCUCCUGCAAUGGGUAGAAUUGACGAUAAUGUGUUAAACGUUGGUGCUACAAGCUUCUUGUGCCUUGAUAAAGAGAAAUCUAUUAUGGACAGUGCAUUAGAAUCGUUGAACAAGUAUGGAGUAGGUUCUUGUGGGCCGAGAGGCUUCUAUGGUACUAUAGACGUGCAUUUAGAGCUGGAAGAACGUCUGGCUAAGUUUCUAGAAGUAGAAGAGACCUGUGUGUACUCAUAUGGGUUCUCUACAAUUGCUAGUGCGAUACCUGCUUAUGCAAAGAAGGGAGACAUAAUAUUUGUAGAUGAAUGUGUCUGGUUCGCCAUCCAAAAAGGAUUAGAUGUUACGCGUAGUACAAUCCGUUACUACAAACACAAUGACAUGGAUCACCUUGAAGAGUUACUCUCUGAGGCUGCAAAUAAAAAGGAGCUGAACUCUCGCAGACGAGCUUUCCUUGUUGCAGAAGCUAUUUAUUUUAAUACUGGUGAAAUGUGUCCACUGAAACGACUUGUGGAACUCGCAAGAACAUACAAGUUGAGAAUAAUUUUGGAUGAAAGUCUUACAAUUGGGGUAAUAGGCAAAAAUGGCCGCGGCAUCACCGAGCAUCUGGGCAUACCACGAGACGAGAUCGACUUAAUCGUUGGCUCGUUGGAACACAGCUUCGCAACCAUCGGGGGCUUUUGCGCUGGAACACACUUCGUCGUUGAACACCAGAGGCUGUCUGGUUUAGCCCUGUCGCAACUCAAGUACUUCAGAUUCCGCGGCGAUGAAAUAUCACCCGUCAAGCACGUGUACCUGAAAAAAGAAGACCUGACUGACCGCCUGAAACACACGUACCUCCGGGACAUAACCACAUAUUGCUUAGAUAAAGGCGUCGCUAUGACAGUGGCGGCUUAUUUGAGAGAUGUUGAAUACAAAUGUCCGGAGCCUUCGAUAAGAUUGGCGUCGAGCAGGAAACUGAACGAUGAUAACAUUAAACUUAUUUGUUCACUGUUAGAUGAAGCUUAUGAAAUAGUUGGACCGAAACCAGAUUUGCAGCCGGUAUCUUAAUUAUUUACUAUAUUUUACGCUAUUAAGGCGCCUUUAAAUUAGACGCUUAUGUAAGCGCCGCAGUGUCGCAACAGGCGUGCGUCAGUGGUGCUUCAGUAAUGUUUAUUUCGGUGGUUAAAAGGUAAAACUCACUACGUCCCAUUUUGAUCAAAAAGGGUUUUUUUGUUCAAUCUUUGCUUCAUGAGAAUAAUAUUUACGGUAAGAAAAAUUUUGUAAGUGCGCAGUGUUGUUCUUCAUUAUAAAACUCGAUUUCGAAAAACAUAAAAUCUUAAUUGUCUCCAUUAGUCAAUUUGGCUUUUAAGUAAGUUUUACCUUUACACCGACAAUUUCACUAAUUGUGGCUUCAAAAGCGCUGCAUGUGCGCUUAUAAAUAUUGUAUGAAAAUUAUUAGUAGCACGGCGCCACUAUAGCACUUCUAUAAGCGUCUAAUUUAAAGGCACCCUUAUGCUGAAUCGGCACAGUAUUCGUUCUACUUAUUAUAUAGAAACUUGACGCUUUACGCAAGAAUUCUCAAAACGUGCGUAAUUUACUUUAAUAGUAUUAAGCACGUUGACGUGCGUAUUUCUUAGAUAACUGUAAGGUUCAGUUUACACUGUACAUAGCAUAAUGAACUUCAUAUCAAUUGUGUAACGUAGAAACUAGAUAGGAUACGGUAGCUGCGGCAAUUCGCAAGACUGCGAGGAAUUUUCCAGAAGAUGCGCGACCUGGAGGACUACCACGGAAUACGAAGCAACGACCGUCGUUUUAGCUUCAUAUCGGAUCGGAGGUUAGCACGAAACACGUACGAAAAUGAUUUGACACUUAUGUCUUGACAUUUCGGAGUAAGGACUUAUCCUUACUCCGAAAUGUCAAUGACAGCCUUCGUAUCGAAUUUUGACAUUACUUUCA